Molecule: messenger RNA, 9027 nt
Organism: Solea solea (common sole)
Lineage: Eukaryota; Metazoa; Chordata; Actinopteri; Pleuronectiformes; Soleidae
Gene: wizb
Product: WIZ zinc finger b
Exons: 17
Coding region: 339-6542 (2067 amino acids)
Biological process (GO): regulation of transcription by RNA polymerase II
Cellular component (GO): nucleus
Molecular function (GO): RNA polymerase II cis-regulatory region sequence-specific DNA binding; DNA-binding transcription factor activity, RNA polymerase II-specific
Source: RefSeq, a predicted model, not a curated record
GUUACGUACGCAGCCGUGGCGUGACCGCGAGCCAAAUAACAUGGAGUCCUCAGCUGUCUGGCAUCUCCAUGGGAUCCGAGCGAAAACGGCGAGCAGCGACUGAAAAGCCCAAGUUCGUCCACGGGAGCACGGGCAGCGUUCACGCGGGCAUCGCGUCGAGGCGUGGAGCCUCCGCCGCGUCCUGGAAACAUGACGAACUGAGCUUUAAAGAGACUCCCUGGUUUUUUCUUCCGCUGCAUGCGAUCCGCAAACAGGGCCGACUUCAACGAAGAGGAAGCUGCACAAUGUAGCCAGGCUGGUCACCAGUGGGACUCCAUACACUGUUCUCUGGGGGACACAUGGAGCCAGAGGGACCCCUGACCCCAGGGUCCAGUUAUGAGCCCCCACCCGUCAACACGGCACAGGGCUUCCUCAGCUGUACCUUACAGUCCUCAUGUCCUCCAAAUGUGACGGAUGUAUCUGCCAAAAGCCUGUGGGGCCACACUGGGGAGGACGAGGCCUCCAUGCAGAGUGAGGGCGCACAGCCCAGUGCAGACCUGGGGAAGGACGCACAGAGGAGAUUCAGGUCCUCAGCCUUUCCUUCCUCCCUGAGCUGGGACUCUGACUCCGAGAAAGAAACACUAGAUGAGGAGGAGCUACAGCACUUUUCUAACCCUCAUGGUCUGGCUGCUCACAGCCCAGGAUCUCCCUCUGCUGGACUCAGACUUGACAAUGAAGAUGACCCAGAAUCUGAGAAACUGCAGCACUUGCAUAGUAAAAUGAAUCCCUCUCCCCCCGAGGAGGGGCACGGCGACAACAAUGAGAGCGCAGAGGCAGAGGAGUCAGAUGCUGCUCAGCUCGGCCAACCAGACUUGGCAGAGAGCAAAAUCUGGAGUGUAUCAGAGGGAGCUGAGCCGUUUCUGUCCAAGAUGAAACCAAAGGGAGGUUGCCAGGCAGAGGAAGAGGAGGUGGACAACAGUGAGACGAAUGAGGGAGAGAAGAGGCCCGAGGGAAAGGAAACUAAGGAGUCAGAGAAAGACGUUUACACCUUCCCUGGAGACUCAGACCCCGAGAGUCCCCCUCCUGCUCCCUGGGCUCAUUGCACAUUCAUUCAGCGGUGCAGAAAGAAGAGAGUGCUGCUCAGGCCCUUCUCUGGACUUGGCACCUUGAAUUGCACGUUACCUGAGACUGGCCAGCAGACAGGAGUGACUCUCCAGAAGUCAAGGCCGCUCAAUGAAGACGGAGGGGCGUACGACUUUGACGACGUCAGCUUUGGAGAGGGAGCGGCGGAGGAGCUGAUGGAGUUCAGAGAGAAGGUGGACAAGGAGGAGGAGGAGAGCGAGGCGGAGUCGGGACAGGAGAUAUUCACCUGCGUGGAGUGUAGCAUUUACUUCAAAAAACAGAUCCACCUGCAGGAGCACAUGGUGGAACACUGUCAGAGCGGAUCAGGGGGAGGCAGGCGUUUGGGAAAAGUCGGUCGCUUUCAGUGUGUUGAGUGUGGAUGGAACCUGCCAAACCGUCUGUCGCUGGCAGACCACCAGAAAAGACACGAGGAAUCCCGUCUCAAGAUCCUCGGGGAGAUCGAGAAGCUGAAUGGAAACGGGAAGACGAGAGAGACUCAAAAAGUGGACAGCGAGGAUUUCAGCUCAGACUCUGCUGUGAUGCAAGACUCAAGCCUGGUCUUGAAUCCAGGCAAAGUGUCAGAGCCAGAAAUAAUCACGUCUCCACCUCAAUCCCCUGCGCAUGUUUCAACACCGAAAGCAGAGCGAGAAGUCAUCGACGUGGACGCGACUUCUGCCAAUUCAGCUCGACCCCCAGCUCCGGGCCGAGCUGUCUCCUACCGCCGCCGCUUUGCCUGCACCAAGUGUAACUUUAAUGGAAGAACCUCCCAGGCGCUGGCCAAUCACUCCAAAACACACAACAGGAAGAAAAACAGUGCUCAGGCUGACUCACCGUAUCCUGGUUCACCGUCGUGUUUAACACCUACUUCCCUGGCCUGCGCUCACUGUGCCUUCCAUACGUCAAGUGAAAGUGUGCUGAGGGAACACCAGAGGCGUACUCACCCAGGACAGCUCUCCAUCAGCGGGGCGUCGGCUGACGAAUCUGGCCAGUGUUCAAAGUCUAAUGUCAUCGCUCGAGGUUCCAAACCUCUCCUCAAUUCUGACCACCUCCCUGAGUCUGGAUCCCUGCCCGGUGCAGCUCAAGGCCAAAACCAGCAAGGAAUCGCUGCGCCCGAGGACGGCACAGAAUCGGACCAGGCUGCGGCUCGGCCUGCGAGCCUGGCGGGCUUCACGUGUGCCGGGAACAACAGGAGGUUCAGCAGGAGAGGAAAGGCUUGGACGGAGCUGACGAAGAGAGAAGACGAAGAGCAGGACGAAUACGGGAGCACAGAGGUCGACUCUGAACGCUCCCGACGAGAGACCAGCUCACCUGCAGGAGUGAAACGGUACGCGAGAGCUCGAUCCAACACAGAUGUGCAGAGUCCCACAUUAUCCAAGAGUGUAAAGGAUGAAGGCAAGCAGGGAGUGCAGAGAGGUGGAAAGGUUUUAAUUUUGAGGAGGAGCACCCGCGUUACUGCCACUCCGGCUGAAACUGACAGCGACGACGACGACGGCGGCGACGACGAGGAGGAGCGCGUGCGAACUUUCUUGUCCGAGGCCAUCUUGGAUGAAGAGCAAGACGAGAGCGAUGAGCAGGAAAAGGCGCUCAGGAGCGUGGAGAGGAAGUGCCCCUACUGCCCCGAUCGAUUUCAUAAUGGCAUCGGGCUUGCCAAUCACGUGAGAGGCCACCUGAACCGAGUGGGUGUCAGCUACAAUGUGCGUCACUUCAUAUCCCCCGAGGAAGUCAAUGCGAUCGAGAGGAAGUUCUCCUAUCAGAAAAAGAAGAAGAAAGUUGCCAACUUUGACCCGGAUACUUUCAGUGUGAUGCACUGCGAGUUCUGCAGCGCCGGCUUUGACACGCGCGCCGGCCUGUCCAGCCACGCCCGAGCCCACCUCCGCGACUUUGGCAUCACUAACUGGGACGUUACCAUCUCGCCAAUCCACAUCCUGAGGGAGUUGUUCUCCAGCAGGCCUGACCUUGUAAUCCCCACAGCGCCCCCUCGGAGCCUCAGCUCACCACAGGAGGAGGACGACGACGAGGAGGAGGAGGAAGAGGAAGAAGAAGAAGAGGAGGGAGGGGAGGGAAUCACUCAGGUAAAGCUCGAGGAGGAGACAAGUGAGAGUUUGCUGAGUGCUGCCAUUUCUGAUGCCGUGCCUUUAGCAUCCCCUCAACGCUGGAAGAAGGCAGAUGGUGGAGAAAAGAAUGAAGGGGAUGAGGAGGAAGCAGCUGAGGAGGAGGAUGAGCCGGAGCUGCAGCUUCCAGACGGUCUGAGCUCAAGCCCGCGGAAAACGGGCCUGUGUGGCGUCUCCACAGACAGCCUCUCACCUGAGGAGGAUGCAGACACCAAGGUCCACAACUUGAAGUGUGAGGUGUGUGGAGCUCAGUUCGGGACCAGACGGGGACUGUCCAGCCACGCCCGCUCGCACCUGCGCCAGCUGGGCAUCAGCGUCUCGGAGAGCAGCGGAGCGCCCAUCAAACUGCUCUACCAAAUUGCCAAGGAGCGUAACAUCGACAGCCAAAUAAGCUCAUCUGUUCUGGAGCCGCUUUCAGCCAAGAGCCCCAACACUCCUGUUCCACAGAAAGAUGAGGAUUUAGACGACAUGGACUUGGACGAGAAACCAAUCGCUCUCUCUAUCCUGGCCAAAGCCGUGAAAGCGGUGGCACCCUCUUCCUCCUCAACACCUACACCUUCUCCUGGUGCCUCUCCAGCUCCACUUCAUUCGGGCUCCCCCUCGUCAGUCGUGAGGAAAGCCCCCAUUUCCUCUCUGCUGCCCGUGUCUUCCCCGUUGCGCUCCCUGGAGCACAAGGCUGGGGGAAUGAAAAGCAUAACCUCCAACCUCUCCGGUUCUGCCACCAUGACAACGUCCAAACCCCUCUGGGCACCGCAGGAGAAUGAUGCUCCUCUCAACCUCACACUGGAGGUGGACCCCAACAAGGACAUAGUGUGUCAGCUGUGUGGUGCCUGGUUUGAGACGAGGAAAGGCUUAUCCAGCCACGCACGAGCCCACCUGCGGCAUUUUGGGGUGGAGUACUCUGAGUCCAAGGGCUCGCCCAUUGACCUCCUGAACCAGCUCAUUGACACUGAUGACUUCAAGCACAAAGCCAACGCAUUGCAGCUUGACGGCGACACAGAACCGCGGAGCAUCACCACCGCGAUCUCCUCCCCAAAGCAGUCCCUGCUGAGCCUCUCCUCCUCUCCACCCUCAUCCCUCCUCUAUAAGGUGACCACAGCCGGAGGAGGGUCCACGUCCAAAGCUACCUCUGCCUCUGCCUCGUCUUUACUUGGCCCACCUGCCAAGCGUCUUAAGUCUUCUUCCAUGCAGCUCUUCCGCCUGAGUAGUGGUGAGCUCAUGGCCCUUCCACACAGUGAACCGCCAAAGGAAAUAGGCUGCGAGUACUGUGGGGAGUAUUUUGAGAAUCGCAAAGGGCUCUCCAGUCACGCCCGCUCCCACCUCCGCCAGAUGGGCAUUACGGAGUGGUCUGUUAACGGUUCCCCCAUCGACACUCUGCGGGAGGUCAUCGCAAGACGGGGCCUGCCGUGUGCCCUUCCUCUAAAACCUCUCAAAACUCCUCCUCCAUCCUCUCCGGGACCUCCCCGUUCUCCUCUGUCGACCUCUUCCUCUCCUUCUGCCACCCUCCUCGGUCGUCUGCCCUUUGCCUUUGCCCGGCCCUCCAGUCCUCCUCCGCCCGCCACGUCGAAAUCCAGCUCGGCUCCACCAACACCCUCCGGCGGGCUAAUCCUCAAACUGAAGCCCGAGCCGGUGCAGCUGGAGGUCACCACGCCUGGAGUUGUGGGGAGAUCUGCGAGCUUCUCCGCUGAACCUCUCAGCUGCAGGUGGAGCGACACUGACAGUGCGUUCCCCCUCAACCUGGCAUUGGCCCAUGAAGUGGAGCCAACGAGGGAUAUCCGCUGCGAGUUCUGCGGGGAAUAUUUUGAGAACCGCAAAGGCCUUUCCAGUCACGCCCGCUCCCACUUGCGCCAGAUGGGCAUCACAGAGUGGACGGUCAACGGCUCACCUAUCGACACCCUGAGGGAGGUUAUGCACAAGAGAGGAGUGAGUGCCUCCUCGGACCAGGGAGUGAAGAAGGAGUCGAUGCAGGGAGCCAACAGUCCCCGGUGGGAGACCACCGGCGGCGCCGGCAGUGGCGGUUCGGAGGGUUUGGUGGUUUCAGGCUACCAGUCGUCCAAAUUCCGUAAAUCUCCACUCAGUUUGCUGCAGUCGGGGUCGAGACUUCACAGGCAGAGCCUGGUGUCUGUGGGCCAGUCCUCUGCGUCACCUGCAGGGAAGCUCUUCAGGAUGACGUCACUGGGGAAACGGCCUCUGUCAGAGGAGGCCCUGUCUGUGGAGGCGUCCCACUCACCAUCACAUCAGCUGAAGACCUUCUCACCUCUGCCACGUGAUUUCACCUACAAAAGAAAACCCUCCCCAGACAAGCAUGCACACCGGGAUCCCAGCUGUGAGUUGUGCGGGUUCUACUUUGAGAACAGAAAAGCUCUGGCCAGCCACGCACGAGCCCACCUGAGGCAGUUUGGUGUGACUGAGUGGUGUGUAAAUGGAUCCCCUAUCGAGACGCUCAGUGCUUGGAUACGCAGCAGGCCACAGAAGGUGCUGGAGAUGCACCGCAGCUACAUGCAGGGGAGCCGCUCUGCCCUGAAGAAGAAGGCCUCUUCUUCGUCGUCGUCGUCCUCCUCCUCCUCGCAGUGGUCUUCCUCGUUGGCCGUAAGCCUGGUGCAACCACCGAGCCGCGAAGUGAGCUACGGCUCGUCCAAGGUCAUAGAGGGCGCUGGAACUGGUGCAGACCUACGGGCCGCGGCCGCCCGGUCUGCCCGCAGCAGUCCCAGUCCCUCACGUCUCGCGUGCGGCCUCCCGCUUCAAGCGCAGGUGGCACGUAGUGAGCUGAAUGUCCGCCUGCCCAGAGGUUUUGAGCGGCGACCCUUGAAGCACCCGUCAUGUCCAGAUGGAAUGGAAAGGGACAGCGGCCCUCCUAAGCCCCCCCGCACAGGCACAGUCCCUGCCCUGGUGCCCAAACCUCCCUCCUACCCACUGGUCAAACUGGUGGGCAAGUUCUACACCCUGAAGUGCCGGUUCUGCGAGGUUGAGUUUCACGGUCCAAUGUCGGUGCAGGAGGACUGGAUCAGACACCUCCAGCAGCACAUCCUCAAGAUGAACUACAACAAGCCUGCUCCACCCAAAGCAGAUCCCACUGAACUCCCUGCCCCGAGGGAUGACCCGACCUCAAUCCAGGCCUCUGCACCAGCCUCCACCUCUACCUCCAGUACCGCCACCACCACACUUGCCCUCACCUCCACCCCAACUCGCACCACAGCACCUAACAGCCGCUCCCCUACACCUGUAGCCGAGUGUGCUCGCACCACCACUGCCACAGAGAUCGUGAAGGUCUCAGAGGAGCAGGCCACCCUAACUGCGACUCCUGUUCCCCUCCCUGCACAGGUGGUGUAAGCUCGGACUCAUCGCUCACUGUCGUUGUAGCCUCUUCUUGUUUUUUUCUCCUGCCUUUACACUUUCUUUUUGUCCAUCUGUUUCUUUCCUUGGCCUUUUUUUAACAAAGUGUGGUUGUGGAGGAAUGUUGCCCCUACAAAGAGCCCUCUGCUCCCCAAGCACUUUUUUGAAGCAGCUUUCUAGCCUGGUAGUCAGUCCCGUCACCAUGGGAACAAAGCUCUCCUGGCUUAUCUGCACACUGGGAAUUGUGUGAACUGUCCAAGGUUAUAAGAAAGGCUGAACUAAUGUUUUUUUGUUUCUUGUUUAUACUGAAUGUCAGUGCGAUGAUUUGGACUGUGGCUCUCCUUUCAUUCCCUGGGCAGUUUUUCGGGUGGGGGGGUUUAAUCAAACGUCAUUCCCUUGUCCCCCCCCCACUCCUCAUUCCCACCUCUGGACUGAGAUUGAAUGACAUUUAUGAUCAUGUUAAACAAAGAAGGCACUUUUACCAUUGACGUUGACACUCAGCACUUAAUGUAACGCCCAUUUAAAUGGGUGAAAUUUGACUUAUUCUAAUUGGUUAAAGGAGCAAGAAGUGGAAGCACACACCCCCAAAAAAGGGAAGAUUCCUUGUGUAAUGUAAUACUUUACCCCCCCAAAAAAAAAUAUACAGUACAUUUUGCUUGAAUGUAGCUAAAAGCACCUAUUAAAACCUUAUAUGCACACAUUGAAUCACAAUCAAACGUACGCCCCCAUGUUACAAUACCAUUGACGUUUUUUGCCUUUUAUGACGUUGCUACUCCACAGUUUGCUGUUUUCAGCAGAUAGGGCUGCUGUUGUGUCACUGACACAGUUGCUUUUUUUUUUUUUUUUAAAUAUUUGUGAUAUAUAUAUAUAUAUAUAUAAGAAGCGGGGCCAUGGAAAAUGUUCAGCGUCACAACAUUUGAAGUCUCUCCAUUCACAGUGUUGCCAUUUUCUUCCUGCCAUUGUUCAGUGUCACCCCGAUCGUUAUUUAUUUAUUGUUAUUAUGCAUCCGAAUGUGGGUAAGUUUGGUCCUUUUUUCUUUUUUGAAGCUAAAGUAGAUCUUUGGAAUGUUUUGAAAAAUAGAUCAGCGUUGCACUUUUGCUCUAGUGCGCGAGCCGAGUGUUUGUCUUAGGCUGUAUGUUUGUGUACAUGCAUAGCAGAUGUGUUUUUUUUGUUUCUCGUUUUGAAAGAGAACGACAGACAGAAGUGAAACCGCUUGAUAGGAGGACGCCUCCAUGGUUCAAAGUGAACCAGAAUGUCGGAGGCCGUCGGUAUGUAGUCUGGGUCGGGACUUUAAUGCAUCCAUCAUCGUGUUAGGAUGUGCCAAAGAGUCUGUUUACUUCCUUGUCUUGCCUCUGUAACAGCUGUUUACAGUGGACCUGAUGGUGGAGGAAACUCUGCACAGCUCCACACUGAACAAUGGACUGAACCAGUGGUGACCUGCAUCAGCUACAUGCACUGCGGUCCAGUUUGAAAGACUCGGGCUACUGCAGCAGCUUCAUGGGACUCAUGUUGUUACCAUAGGGUUAGAUUAUUCCAAUUCGAUAAGAACACCAACGCGAUCCUCUGGAGAAAGGCCAGAAACGCCGCCGUGUUUCUUUCUACGACGCUUCAGAGUGUGUUCAUAUCAACGUAGAGCUGAAGCAAUAACUCAAGGGUCCACUUAGGCUGCUGGCGUUUUUGAAGUUUGUUCCAGUGUUUGCAACAUGACUGUUCAAUCCAGAUGAUACCCCAACCCUUUUAUGGAGUAUAGAUGCAUACUAUAUAACUACAUGUACUUAAGAAGCUGUUGAUGCUACUAGAGCUAUCCGCAGUUCUGAUAGCAAGGUAGUUUUAAAAGAAAAGAAAAAAAAAAUUUAAGUGAUCCUAAUUCCUCUGGUGUGAUUAUUUGAUUUCAACAUUUGAUCUAUGUAUUUUUAUUGCUCUGUGCAUUUCUGUAUUUGCAGUCCUGCAAGGUGAAUCUUAGAGUAUUUUUUAUUUUUAUCCGUUAGUCUCUCCGAGCUGAAACUUUGGUGCUGGCGAGGAUGUUGCAGGUCAGAGAGGGCGAGUGACUGAACAUUAGGGAAACCUUGUCAACGCGAUGGUCACGUCCUGGUAUCAAAGGACUCUAAUAAGCAGACUUUAAAGGGGACGACUUUGCACUUUGAGUUUAUCUCUCGCUCUCUCUUUCGCUCAGUAACUCAUGCUGUGACCUCUCACAGGUCUGUGGCUGCGUUACAGUGUGAGACGGGACUAAAGAGGUGCAGGUGCAUCAGAGUUCCCUUUUUAAGAUUACCUGAAAAAGCCUAGGCCAGUGUAACUGGCUGCUCAGUGUGUGUGUGUGUGUGCGUGCGUGUGUGUGUGUGUGUGUGUAAAAGAUGAUGACAUGACAGCGAUGAUAAAGAAAAAGAUGCAGUUGAGGAAAGAACUGUACUGUACACAAAGGGGUAAGUUUUAAGUGAAUCAACUCCAGAACAAACAAACAAUAAAUGUGAUUUCAAUUUCA